AAUAAUAGGACCAAUAACGAACGUAUACUACUAUAAUAACAUUUGAAAGAUAUUUUUGUAUGUAAUAUUUAUCAAUUUGAUGACAACAGGAUGUGUGAUUAUUGUUCUUGGAUAGAACAAAUUUUAGCAAGAAUAAAUGUUGAAUCAAAAGUAUUACAAGAAAGGAUACCACCACCACGCGUUGAUCCUACCAUUAUAGUUCAUGGAGGUGCAGGAAGAAUACCAAAAACGAAACGUACAUUUAUGUUAGAAGAGGUAAAAAGUGCUGCUUUAGAGUCAUAUCAAAUUCUAAUAGAAGGAAAUACAGCUGUUGAUGCAGUUGAUACAGCAAUUUCACGCAUGGAAAACACAUUGUAUUUAAAUUACAUGAAGGAAACAUAUACGCAUACUAACAAUGAAAUUAUUAUGGAUGCAGGUAUAAUGACUAAUAAUCUUGAUGCUGGUUGUGUAGGUGUUGUUUGCGGUAUUGAACAUCCUAUCAAGUUAGGUAAGAUCAUAAUUUAUGUAAUUGUUUCGUGAUAAUUACUGAAACAAUAUUUAGCAAGAGAAGUCUUAGAAAAUACGGGUCACGUGCUUGUCGUUGAAAAUGGUGCUCAAAAGUUAGC
Polistes dominula (European paper wasp) is the source of this 605-nucleotide messenger RNA. Its product is annotated as isoaspartyl peptidase/L-asparaginase. Gene Ontology annotation, molecular function: hydrolase activity. Gene Ontology annotation, cellular component: cytoplasm. The record is from RefSeq and is a predicted model, not a curated record. NCBI's taxonomy places the organism in Eukaryota, Metazoa, Arthropoda, Insecta, Hymenoptera, Vespidae.